GAAGUACAGUACAGGCAAUCAAACUAAAUUCACGUACAUUAUCUUAGUACGUUACAUUCGAAGACUUCCUUAAUCGAUCCGAAAUAACUAUAUAUGAAUAAUUUUGAAAUUUAUAGAUUCAAAAAAUCGGAUUAUAUUUGAACAUCAUCAUCUCUUGCAUAGACGCCGUCGCGACAUCUCAGAAAACUGCCUAACGUGUAAUCUCGCGCGAACGGACGUGACUUCCGUGGGUUGUGCGGUUGUCAUGGCGACCAACUCGGUUUUGAAUUUUGAUUUUAUUUUAAAAAAAAAUAAAAUGAUUUAAUUGGUUGAUUUUUUUCCCGUUUCCUUUUAUUUGAAGCAUGUCUUCGCAUUUAAUUCCUGCUGGAAGUAAUUCUAAUAGUCAUAUUGUUCAUCUAAAUGUCGGUGGUACUCGGUUUGCUACUUCUCGACAAACUUUAACAUGGGUUCCAGAUUCAUUCUUUACAAGCAUGCUCAGUGGUCGGAUUUCAACAUUAAAAGACGAAACAGGAGCAAUAUUCAUUGACAGAGAUCCAAAACUUUUUACUAUAAUACUCAACUUUAUGAGAACAAAAGAUAUUGAUUUGAGAGAUGUUGAUGUUGCAAUUCUUAGACAUGAAGCUGAAUUCUAUGGAAUUGCUCCACUUGUUAAGCGUCUAAUUUUAUGUGAAGAUCUAAAUCAUUCUUCUUGUGGAGAUGUUCUAUUCCAUGGUUAUUUGCAUCCUGCAGGAAUACCCUCUGUUGAUCCAUCCAUUGCAGUUUCUAGAUGUAAUGUUAUAAAUGAAAAAACUGACAGUGCUAUUUCCCAACAAGAUAGUGAAAAUACACCAAGUACAAGUAAUGUUGGUAUUCAAAUGGGACAAGAAGCACGACCAGGAACUGUUCUUAGAGUUGUCACAGAAACUGCAUCACCUCAAAGAAAUACAUCAAGUCAUUCAAGAAAUCCUUCUCUAGAUAAAAGAUUUCCACCAGUUCCACUUUCUCGUAGUUCAUCUGAUCUUCGAAAUAUUGGACGAGGUCAUUCCAGAGCUUCCUCUCUUGACUUAAGACAUUCCCGCAACUCAUCAGCUGAUCUCACAAAAAAUAUGAAAAUGGAUCUAGGACUAUAUUUUAAUACACAAGGCCCAAAUUGCUGGACAGAUCCAUUAAGAGUUCGAAUAGUGAAGGGUCAUCACAACUGGAUUGCUGUUGCAUAUGCUCAUUUUGUUACUUGUUACAGAUGGGUCAGAUUGAGAGAUUCUACAGGUUGGCAGCUUGCUUUUACAAGUUCAUAUAUUGAUUCUACUGUUGAAAAAAUUGCACUUAAUGCAAAAGUUGUAUCCAAUCAGUCAGAAAAUAGUACCAAAAUGCUAGCCAUUUCUUACGGAUCUCAAGUGCAGCUUUGGGGAAUCACAGAAGAUGGAGUAAAAACAGAAAUUGGUAUAUUUAAUUUACAUGUUCCUGUUGACAAUUUAUUUUUUAUUGGAAGUCAACUUGUUGCUUUAAGUCAUACUGGUAAAGUAGGUGUCUGGCAUGCCAUGACUCAACAUUGGCAGAUUCAAGAUGUAGUUCCAAUUGCAAGUUUUGAUACAGCUGGAUCAUUUCUACUGCUUGGAUGCAAUAAUGGAUCUAUAUAUUAUAUUGGUAUGAUAAUACAGAGUGACCAAAAAAAUGCACUCACUCUUUGACCAUUACUAAUAUAUUAAGUUUUGAUUUAGGUGUUUAUUGACAUAGAUAAAAGUCUAAUAAGUUAAAUUAAAGAAAAUUUAAUGGCAUUAUUGAAAACAUUAGUCUUUUCUCCUAGCCUAGUUUACUCAUUCCUGUGUUUUGCAAAUGUUCAAACUGGUUUCUACGAAAUUCCAAACACAGCUAAUAAUGUGGACCAAUGGACUUGACAACAUUGUGGAACAUUUCAUUUGGAAUUGCAAGACAUUGCCUUCCAUUUUCUUCUUUUAAGUGAUUGAUUGUUACUGGUUUUGCAGCAUAAACCUUAUCUUUGAGAUAUCCCCAUUAAAAAAAUCUACUGGGGUGAGGUCUGGGGAACUUGCAAGGAAUUCAUUGUUACCUCUUUGCCAUUAUUUAGGGUUAUUUGCACCUGAAACAAAAACAAAAAACAUGAAUAUUGGACUGUUAAAGAGUCAGUACAUUUUUUGGGACACCCUGUAUAAAUGUUUUAUUCCUUUUUUUCAAGAAAUUAAUGUCAUAAAUAAUAAUCUAAAAAGUAACAAAACAUAUUUUAAGUGUUUGAAUAUCAAAUGACAUAAUAAUACUAAAAUAUUAUGCAUAAUGUUAAAACCACCAUUAUGCUAAUGUUCAAAACCAACCUUGAGCUUAUCUUAAGAUGAGAUCAAUACAGUUUCAAACAGUUACUUUAAAAAUGCUGAAUGACUUCUUUAAAUGUAAGUCAAUUAUUGAGAUUGAAAUUAUAGUUAAAUAUUUUUGAUUGUUUUAUUUUAAACUUUAAUCAAAAUGAUAAAUUUUCUUUUUAAUUUUUAUUAAGCAAACCAAAGUAAAGUGUUGAAAAUCCAGACUAAUUUGGGCUGGACCCAUCUGGAUUUCAAAUGUUCAAAGUCCAAGUCAAUAUUUUACAGGAAUGAAGGAAUAUUUACACAGAUUCAAAAUAUAAUUUACAGAAUCCCUAUGUUUAAACAAAAAAAAUACAAUAAUUAUAAUUUCAAAAUUAAAAAGUUACAAAUUCUGAAUGAAUGUUAGAAUAUCAAUAACAGAAAGCUGAAAUAAUACCAACAAUAAAGUUACCAUUGAAAGGGAUUAAUAUUCACUUCUUGAUGGAUGAAUUUGGAUUUUUGACCUCUAAAUUUUUUGCGAUUUACUGUACUUUUCAAUCAGUGUCCUAUUCUUUUCUGAUAAAUAAGAAAUUUAAAAUUAAUAUAUAGUAAAAAAGUAUAUUUUGUCU
Messenger RNA from Centruroides sculpturatus (bark scorpion), 2893 nucleotides. RefSeq names its product BTB/POZ domain-containing protein KCTD3-like. Gene Ontology annotation, biological process: protein homooligomerization. NCBI's taxonomy places the organism in Eukaryota, Metazoa, Arthropoda, Arachnida, Scorpiones, Buthidae. Bases 342 to 1667 code for a protein of 441 amino acids. The transcript has 12 exons. The record is from RefSeq and is a predicted model, not a curated record. Gene Ontology annotation, molecular function: protein binding.